Lactuca virosa is the source of this 2291-nucleotide messenger RNA. NCBI's taxonomy places the organism in Eukaryota, Viridiplantae, Streptophyta, Magnoliopsida, Asterales, Asteraceae. The record is from the annotation of a GenBank genome assembly.
UCCAUCACCAUCUUCCAAUUCUCUUUGAUUUACAUUUUCCCUAAUUUCCACUCCUUUUACCGGCGCUAAUCAUCUGCGAAUUUCCAUUUUCCUUCAGGGAAUUAGGGUUUCUGAUUGAUACUAACGUUCAAUUUGUCAUAGGAUAACUAUACAACUUCCAUGAAUUCGACGUUUAAAUUUCUUUUCGUGAAGUAAAUGCUAAAUUUUCUCAUGCGAAUUUUACAUUCGGAAACGAAAGCCUAUUGGGUUUGAUCAAGGAUUGCGGUAGUGCAACCAGAAUAUCGUGUUUGAGGUGUAUGAUCGAAUCACCCAGCUGCAACUGUGUUGCGACAUUGUCGAAUCCAUCGAUUCGACGAGAACAACAAAUGCGAUCUGGACGUUUAAAUUUGGGAGGGUUAGGGUUUCGGAUUUGGUGCAAAUAUUGAAUGGGAAAUAAUUGCGUGGGGCAGCAGCGUACUGGCUUCUUAUCAUCUGUUACAGCAGCGGUCUGGAAAAACCGACCGCCGGAGAACACUCUUCCCCCUCCCAAUGCCAACGAUUCGUCCACCCAGAACAAGAACAACACGAACAAUAACAAUGCCAACGAUAAGAAACCAGAUGAUCCGAGUCAUAAGGAAUCUGAAAAACCACGUGAUGUGCAAAGUACCCCUCCAGCUACUGUUAAAAUAUCAGAACAGGAUGCGGCUAAAUCGGCUGAAAAAGCCAAGGUAACGGAGGAGAAGGCGAAGCCGAAGCAGCCAGCAAGUAAUUUCAAACGGGUGCAGAGUAUGGGACUUAAAGAUUCGGUAUUGCAAAGGAGAACAGGCAACAUGAAGGAGAUUUACAGUAUGGGUAAGAAACUAGGGCAAGGUCAAUUUGGAACAACAUUUUUAUGUACAGAGAAGGAAACGGGAAAGGAAUUUGCUUGUAAAUCUAUAGCCAAGAGGAAGCUGACAACAAAAGAAGAUGUAGAGGAUGUUAGGAGGGAAAUACAGAUCAUGCAUCACUUGGCAGGGCAUCCUAAUGUAAUAUCCAUUGUUGGUGCUUAUGAGGAUGCUGUUGCUGUUCAUGUUGUCAUGGAGCUUUGUGCAGGUGGUGAGCUAUUUGACAGAAUUAUACAAAGAGGGCAUUACACAGAGAAGAAGGCUGCUGAGCUUGCUAGGAUCAUAGUUGGGGUUGUGGAAUCAUGCCACUCUUUAGGGGUUAUGCAUAGAGACUUGAAACCUGAAAAUUUUCUAUUUCAAAACGAGCAAGAAGAAGCACCCCUUAAAACAAUUGACUUUGGGCUUUCUAUGUUCUUUAAACCAGGUGAGAUGUUUACUGACAUGGUUGGGAGCCCUUAUUACGUGGCCCCAGAGGUGUUGAGGAAGUUUUAUAGUCAAGAAUGUGAUAUUUGGAGUGCUGGUGUGAUUAUAUAUAUUUUACUAAGUGGGGUCCCACCAUUCUGGGAUGAAACGGAACAAGGAAUAUUUGAGCAGGUGUUGAAAGGUGAUCUUGACUUUGCAUCAGAACCAUGGCCAAGCAUUUCUGAAAGUGCAAAAGAUUUGGUAAGAAGAAUGCUUGUUAGAGAUCCUAAAAGGAGGCUCACAGCACCUGAAGUACUUCGGCAUCCUUGGGUUCAAGCUAAUGGUGUGGCUCCAGAUAAGCCUCUUGAUUCUGCUGUUAUUUCUCGUUUAAAGCAAUUCUCAGCCAUGAAUAAAAUCAAGAAGAUAGCUAUUAGAGUAAUUGCUGAGAAUCUAUCUGAAGAGGAAAUUGCUGGACUUAAAGAAAUGUUCAAAAUGAUAGAUACAGAUGGCAGUGGCCAAAUCACAAUGGAGGAACUUAGAAAAGGCUUGGAAAAAGUCGGUGCAGAUUUAAAAGAUUCAGAAAUUGUUCACCUCAUGGAAGCUGCGGAUAUUGACAACAGUGGUACAAUAGACUAUGGUGAAUUUGUUGCAGCAAUGCUCCACAUAAAUAAAGUCCACAAAGAAGACCAUAUGUAUGCUGCCUUCUCUUACUUUGACAAAGAUGGAAGUGGAUAUAUCACUGCAGAUGAACUCCAUGAAGCAUGUGAAAAAUUCGGUUUGGGUGAUAUACAUCUUGAUGAAGUUAUGCGUGACAUUGAUAAAGAUAAUGAUGGGCGGAUAGAUUACAGUGAAUUUGUCGCGAUGAUGAAAGAGGGUGAGUUUGGGAAGCACGUGAAAAGCAUUCGGUUAAGGUAGAUAAGAAGAAGAAGAAGAAAAAGAAGAAUGAAGGUUUUAUUUCUAAUUUCUAAUUUUUAAUUUUAAUUUUUAUUUAUAUAUAAUUUGAAACAAUUAGUGAGUUGAGUCAUG